This is a messenger RNA of Astrephomene gubernaculifera, 14655 nucleotides long. The record is from the annotation of a GenBank genome assembly. Lineage: Eukaryota; Viridiplantae; Chlorophyta; Chlorophyceae; Chlamydomonadales; Astrephomenaceae.
UACAUGAGGUAUUUUUCGCCGAUGGAUAAUAUUAUGGUUACGUGGGAUUUGGGAGGGUACCUUUUGUAGGAAAUCACGCAAGUAUAGGCAUACCGCUAUGCGAAUAGGUAACCUUCCCGAUAUUCUUUACAUUCUUAGCGCUGCGACCAGCGCAGUUAAAAAGUCGUCACCGGGACGGGGCUUCUUUGGAGAAAAGCGAAGGAAACGAAAAGAAGCCGCCUAACUACAAAGCAUAAGGUCCCCCGCUUGGGCCUUGCUGGGUGCUCAUGGAGAAGGCAAGAGCAGGUUCGCUUCGGCGACAGCACACCCCGCCGCACGCGCCCGCCCGGGUGACGUCCAAGCGGCGGGCCCGUGCCAACACCGACACCGUAAAGCUGCUGAUGCUGGGCUAUAAGCAGGAACUGGAGCGAGAGUUUACGCUCUUCAACUCCUUUGGCUGCAACUUUGCGUUCCUGAGCACCCUGACCAGUCUGACAGGCGGGUACGUCAUCGGCGUCGUGUACGGCGGUCCUGUCGUCAUGAUGUGGGGCUGGCUGAUCGUCUUGUUCUUCAACCUAUCCGUGGGGCUGAGCAUGGCGGAACUCGCCUCCGCCUACCCGACCUCCGGUGCGCUGUACUACUGGUCGUACAAACUGGCACCGCCGCGGCUCCGAAACCUGGCGUGCUGGAUGACAGCGUGGAUCCUGACGCUGGGGGAGGCGUCCCUGUGCGCGUCAUCCUUCUACACAUUUGUGCACAUGCUGGCAACAGCGGUUGAGGUACAUUACGGCGUUCCUCUCACCAAUCCAGAGGUGUUUGCCCUGCUCCUGGUUACAACUGCCAUCAUCGGACUCCUGAAUUGCGGACCGGUUCGGCUCACCGCCUUCAUGACCACGUUGGGGACAAUGUGGAAUAUUGUGGGCAGCGUGGCGUUCUGCCUGUGCGUUCCACUCAUUGCCCCGGCAAAGCACUCAGCCAAGUACCUAUUCACUGCAUGGCAGCAGUACCCGGAAUACACCGGCAUCUCCAGCUCCAUCUACACCACCCUCGUGGGGCUGCUGAUGUCGCAGUGGUCUCUCAUAGGUUACGAUGCUUCAGCACAUCUGGCAGAGGAAACCUUUCAUGCGGAGAUAAAUGUCCCCCGGGCAAUCAUGCUCACCAUUUCCGGCUUGGGCCUCACCGGGUUCGCUUUUCUGCUGACGUUGGCCUCGGUCCAUGUUGACGUGGUGGUGUUGCUUGACCCAAACAAUGAGACACAUGGCAGCAACAUUGUUCUACAGAUCCUUGUCGAGGUCACGAAAACCUACGGCAGCGUCAGCAGUGGUGUGGCACUGUUUUCGAUUCCCAUCGUCGCUGCGUUCUUUUGCUCGUAUCAGGCCAUCGCCAACAACUCAAGGAUGCUGUACGCCUUUGCGCGCGAUGACGGCGUUCCUCUUGCCAGCUAUGCAAAGAGGGUGCACCCCCGGACCAAGGCGCCCGUGUACGCAGUGUUGUACAUGCUCGUCCUAACGAACAUGCUAGCGGCCCCCAUGUGCUUUAACUUCUAUGUGGUCCCGGCAAUCGCCUCCUUCUCGGUCGUGGGGUGUUGCCUCGCGUACGCGCUGCCCGUGAUGUGCAAGCUCUCCACGGGUCGGCGCUUCUUCCUGCCCGGGCCCUUCUUCCUGGGUCCUCGGCUGUCGUACAUCAACAACAUCGUAACCCUCAUCUGGGUGCUAGCCAUGACGGUUCUCUUCCUGCUCCCGCAAUUCUACCCUAUCACGGUGGUGAACCUCAAUUGGGCCGCGCCCAUCCUCGGCUUUGUGCUGCUUUGCUCCUUGGGCUGGUUCUACUUUCCCAAGUACGGUGCGCAAAUGUGGUUCAUUGGUCCCCGCGCCAACCUGGGCCAGUUCAAGGACGAGCUGCCCUCCGAGCGAGCACGCAAGGUAGCGGAGGCGGAAGCGGCAGAGGCGGCCGCAGCCGUGACAGUAAGCCGAGCCGCCCAAGCGGCAGCGGAGGCCACUGAGUUGCUCGCCCGCGUUGCAAACGGAACCUGCGGGGGCACCGCACCCAGCGUUCCAGGCAGCGAGCACCGCAGUCACCGCAGCUCGCGUUGCUCCGCCGGCAGAAGCCUCACCCACAGCCUCGCAGGCACCACUUCUAGCGUCCUUCCGGUGGAUCUUUCAGAUGCGGCGGCGGCACUGUCUGGUCGACCUGCAUCCAUACGUGCCGUCACCUCCUCCAUACAUGUAACGUACGGGCCGGGGAGCCCCACUAGCGGCCGGGGCCCCGCUAGCCGAGCCAGCUCCCGGCGGCACUCCGCGCUCGCAAGCGUGCACAGCAGCUCUUUCCAUGGCCCCAACAUAACGGUUCUGCUACAAGGCUCCGCGUCUCGCGAUGGGUACGGCAGUGCUAGCGGAGCAGGCAUGGGCUUGAUGUCAUCAUGCGACGGGCAGUUGCCGCCAGGCAUGGAGGGCGGCAGGGCGGGCGGGCGGGAGUGGUCCGCGCCUCGCCGCUUGUCCUCCCGCCACCCUCUGUCCCCGGAGCGGCUUGAACAUGUUGGGGCAGCAGCAGCUGCUGCUGGCGGGACCGCGAGCAUGGAGCACGGAUCGGGUUACAGCCGGGAGCGGCUGUCGUUGUUGAUGCGUGCAGUUGCUGGCAGCUCAGCGGGGAUAUCGCUGCAGCCGCCGCCGGGCUCCCCGCUGCACCAUGUGACGGAGGGCAGUGUGCUCCUGCUGGAGCGAUUGGAAGACACGAGUGCGCUGUACUCACGAACGAGGCUCCGGCGGGCUUCGGUGAGUGUUCUGGCGCUGCCGACGCGUUCUGGGGGUGGGCUGGAUGAUGUGAUUGUGCGUUCAUCGGUGCUAACCAGCGCGCCUGUUCCGGCUGGUGUUGCGGCGGCGGCAACGACGACCACAACGACCACCACAGCGACUGUGGAGGCGUUGCAGCUGUCAGCGGCGGAGCAGGAUGCGGGUACAAGCAGCGUUAGCCGUGAGCUGGGCAGUGGCAGUGUGGCAGUGCAAUGACAGGGCGCGAUGGGGGCCCUGACGUGAUUGGAAGGAGCGGGCGGCGUCUCCUCGCUUGUUGUUGUGUUUGUGAGUUUGAAGAGAGGGGAUGUAAACAUGCCAGAACAGAUGCUGGUACAGGUAGGCAGAGCAACGAACGGGAACGGGAGAAUGUUAGCCCUAAACGCAACGCAACGCAAGCGAUACGAUGUAUAGCGUGUGAGUCUUUUAAAAAGAAGAGCGUGGAAUCUCGCAUGGCCGUGGCAAGGAGUGUGCAACCCUGUUUUUGCGUCGUAUUCUACCAGGUAGUUUCUCAUGGCAUUGGAGGGAGGAUUGGUGCGCUGGGAGUGCAUGCAUGUGUGCUUGCACGCAUGCGGUACCCCCAGGGUUUUGCGUUUUUGGCAUUGGUGUAUAGCAAAGAUACAUGUUGCUGCGUUCGUUCGCAAAGCAGGGUUGUUGUACUGUCUUUGGAGAAUUUGCCGGGCCUUUUCGGCACUUGGUUGCACGUUUAGAGGCUAGCCGAUUACCCACGCGGUCGCGCAAAGAGGGCUGCAAGCGAUUUAAUCCUAUGUUAAAAAGUGCGUGCGCGUGAGGGAGAAAGAAGGAGCAAGGGGGCCGGCGGUAACGCGGCAGUGAACGCUGUGUAGGCAUAUGGGGGUUCGAUGCCGCCGCGGAAGGGGCGGCGGCUGGCCAAAACCGCAGCGGAUUAUGUUUACAGCGCAGCUUUACGAGGCUUGGUACGUUUUCAUGUUCAAAUCUUGACAUGCCAAUGGCUUGAGGGAGGGCCUGUGCGACGUUUGUGGUACGUUUUUCGAGUGAACGGCGAGUACUGGGCUGUUGCUGCUGAGUAGAGGUUGGCUUUGCCGGAUUGCCGCCAUGCUAUGGUAUUGUAUUAGGGGUUCUGAGUAAACUUGUGUUGGCAUUGUCUUUUCCUCAGCAAAACCUUUGCUGCUGAAAAGCUACACUCCCGCCCGUUCUUACAAGCUCGCGGGAUCGUCUCAUGGAUGCUGCUGCUCGAUCGUUUCCCGUGAUGCUCGCCUACCGGUAUGUGUGUGCGUGUGUUUUAAGGAAACUGGCCGCGAGUCGGAACGUGUGUGUGUUUUUCAACAAGGGGCGAACGGCACAUAGUGGUCAAGACCAAAGGCAUUGUCAAUCGCCCAUGCACUUGGCUUUCGGGUGCAUUCCAUUCUUGCAUACUUAACCGAGGACGGAAUCCGCUGGGCAGUGGGAUUCUCAAGAACGGCUGUGCUCCGCGAGUGUGUACCAUGCCCUGUGAAAACGCUCUUCCAAGUUGUGACUUCAUUAGUAACACGCGUGGUGUUUAGGAGUCCGCGCACAAGUUGCGGGGACUCUCUGGCUGUGGUGUUGCCCAAGCGAGCCCGCCUGUGUGCGUUCGUCUGACUUUGGGGACGUGUGGGCUGCUGCGGGGUGAAGGGAAAGGUGGAGAGGCCCCUUCCGCCCUGUAAACUGAAUGCCAUUUGGCAUGGGAGCACGGAGUAUGUUGUUGCGGCCUAAACGGGCCUUGCAGAUGCUUGGGCUGGUGAUGAGUUUUACGAGUUUGCGGUUAGCCUACGAUUGCCGCGCACCCUCUCCCCAUUGAUGCGCGUAUGCGUGGGGAUACUUGCCCAGUGUCAGAGUCCGCCCUUUCCGGUAUUUAUUGCGGCUUUGCGAGCAUGUUGGCGGUCCUUCCGUGAUGGCACCCAAUGCCUAGUACAGGGAAGCUGUGUUGUGCUUCUUUGCAUGUGUAUUUUGCAUGGUUUACCUGGCUGCAGGCACUGUGUGGAGGGGCAGCUUUGGUCGGGGCGCGUGUACAGCUGUGGUGGCUGGGAUUUAGGCCAGGGGCCUGAUGCGUCCUUGGUCCCAUCCUCCCCUCCCACACACACACAUUCAGUUUACUCAACUACACACGUUCUUGUCGGCGCCGAGUCAAUUUCGCACAUUUGCACAUUGUUCAUGCGUUUGCUUACGUUUGCGGUCACCAGGCAGAUGCGUCAUCGUAUUAACAACUGUAUUACGGUAUGUUGGGUUUCGGACAGCAACCCCAACAGCAGCCGAGGUGGUGAGCACUACGGUUGGGGUUGUGGUGCCCAGGCCAGGAUCCUUACUUUGCUGAUUUGUACGUCUUCGUGUAGUGGGGGCAUACUGCGGGAGGCAUAGUUACUGUUCCUGUGGAUGGGUAUCAGAGUUGUUUUUGUACUUGCAGUUGGGGUGUCACUGACGUGUUCCGUUGCUAGUCGCCCUUCCCCAAUGGAAUUCCUUUGCUAGGACCGCGGUUAAGAGAUGCGAUGCACGAGCAUCUAUUUUGGUAAGGCCAAUGAGUGGGUCCACGGCGUGCAAUGCACCUCUCUAGUUAAUUUCAUGUAAUAGUUGAAGUUCAUGUAACGAUUUCAAGGGAUCGGUGCGGAACUCUCUGGGUUUUCGCCCACAAACCGUGUAACGAACCGACAGACUCCCUCCGCCCUUGCGGAGUUGGCUGGCAAAGAUGGACUACUCUUAUAUAUGUCAAUGCACUUAUCUUGCAAAAGCUAUAGCCUUUAGAAUAUACACAACCCACUGGCGACGGAGUUUGUCAUACGCUAUACCGGUAUGUCUGUCCCUUCCGAAGCCAACCAUGAACGCAUCAAACAUGUACACACCUUCUUAUACUGGACGUAGUUUCUCUACUAUAUGUGAAUUAUAAGAAAGCGUUGCAGUUGGAACCGAGACGCCUGUCCUCUUUAAGUAGACACACCCUGAAGGACUGUGGCGCGCUAAAUGGAGAAAGCGGGUGGGAAAGCCGCAAUCCACCGAGCCAGUACGCCCAUGCACCAUGUGCCACCGCCCCGACGGCGCGGCAGGCCCAACACCGACACCGUGAAGCUGCUGAUGCUGGGCUAUAAGCAGGAGCUGGAGCGCGAGUUUACUUUGUUCAACUCUUUCGGCAGCGGCUUCACAUUACUCAGCAGCCUCACCAGUCUGUCAGGGACGUACGGCAUUGGGAUCACGUACGGCGGCCCAGUUGUGAUGAUAUGGGGCUGGCUGGUCGUGACCCUCUUUGCCACCUCUGUGGGCCUGAGUAUGGCGGAGCUGGCCUCCGCCUACCCGACCUCGGGUGCGCUGUACUACUGGUCGUACAAACUAGCCCCGCCGCGGCUCCGAAACCUGGCGUGCUGGAUGACAGCCUGGAUCCUGACACUGGGACAAGCUGCUUUAUCGGCCUCCGCCUUUUACACCUUUGUGCACUUGUUAGCUACUGCGGUGGAGGUUCAAUAUGGCGUCAACCUUAGCCAGGCUCAGGUGUUUGGGAUCCUUGUGGGCGUCUCCGUGACCACAGGACUCCUCAAUUGCGGCACGGCGCGCCUGACAGCGUUCAUGGUCACACUGGGGACCAUGUGGCACAUCGUGGCGCUCAUCGCCUUCUGCGUGUGCGUGCUGGUAGUCGCACCUGCCAGGCAGCCAGCCAAGUACAUGUUCACGUCCUGGCAAGCACAACCCGAGGUCACCGGCAUAUCGGGCCCCGUGUACACCACGCUCGUGGGGCUGCUCAUGUCACAGAGCUGUUACAUCGGCUACGACGGCGCGGCCCAUCUGGCCGAGGAAACCUUCCAUGCAGAAACAAACGUCCCCCGAGCCAUCCUGCAUACCUGCGUCGGCAUGGGCGUUGCAGGCUUUGCCUUCCUGCUUACCAUGAUUUCGGUCAAACUUGACGUCGCCACGCUGUUGGAUCCGGGCAAUGAAACGCAUGGAACCAAUGUGGUCCUGCAGAUCUUGAUUGAGAUCGCCAAAUCGUACGGCUAUAAAAACAGCGGCGUCGCGCUGUUUUCAAUCCCCAUUGUGGCCGCGUUUUUCUGCUCUUACCAGUCUAUCGCCAACAACUCCAGGAUGCUGUACGCCUUUGCGCGCGACGACGGCGUUCCUCUCGCCAACUAUGCCAAGAGGGUGCACCCCCGCACCAAGGCGCCCGUGUACGCAGUGCUGUACAUGGUGCUGCUGUCAGGGCUGCUGGCCACGCCCAUGUGCUUCAACGCAUAUGUGUUCCCCGCCAUCCUUUCUUUUGCGGUGGCCGGGUGCUACCUCGCCUACGCGCUGCCCGUGAUAUGCAAGCUCUCCACCGGUCGGCGCUUCUUCUUGCCCGGGCCCUUCUUCCUGGGUCCUCGGCUGUCGUACAUUAACAACAUCGUAUCCUCGGUUUGGGUGCUCGCGAUGACGGUGACGUUCUGCCUGCCGCAAUUCUACCCGGUUACGCUCAUCAACCUGAAUUGGAGCGCGCCCAUUCUUGGCGUCGCGCUUGUGUCCUUUCUUGGAUGGUAUUACCUUCCGAGGUACGGCGCGCGCCACUGGUUCAUAGGUCCCCGCGCAAACCUGGGCCAGUUCAAGGACGAGCUUCCCUCCGAACGCGCGCGAAAGGCGGUAGAAAAAGAAGCGGCAGAGGCGGCAGCGGCCGUGGCUGCGGACAAGUCCGCACGUGCCGCCUCACAGGCAGCCGCUCUGUUCAACCGUGUAGCGAACGGAACCUGCGGCGGCAGCAUCCCAACCGUCAACAGCCUCGAACGCAGCGCACAUGCAGGAGGCAGCACCCUCGGCGGCGGCACUGCCGCAGCCACCACCGGUGCUCGGCGUAGCAGCAUCAAGAGCUUGAUCCUCUCUAGCAGUGGCGGUGUCGGCGGCGGCUUGACGCGCGGCCGCAGUGUCAAGAGCUUCACAGCCGGUUACGGCGGCGGUGGCCCCUCGAUUUCCCGCAUCCUGGCAGCGCCCGCCGCAGCCUCUGCAGCGAACCGUCCCUCUCAGGAGCCGCUCAUGGUGUUGUUGUCAGGGUUGCAGAUCGAGCAGCAUGCGGGGGGCCUGCAUGGGGAGGGCCUGGAGCCGCCGGAGCUGGGAAGGCCCGAAACCUUGGAAGGCUAUGCCCCGGAGGAGGAUGGAGGGGACGUCGGAGGCAGCGGGAGCUCGUCUCCUUUGGGUUGCUACUCACCAGUGAAAGCUGCCAUUGCUGCUGCGGCGGCGGCGGCAGCUGACCACGCUGCUGCUGCAGCGGCAGCAGCCGCGGCGCAGCAGCAGCAGGUGUUUGCUUUCCCCGCGGCGGGCAGCGGCAACAGCGGUUCCGGAGGCUGCGGAGCCACAGCCCAUCUGAAGCAGCCAGGCUGCAUGGGCAGCAGCAACAACAGAGCUGCCACCGCGCGACGGCACUCUGCAAUAGACCUUCUGUCGUCGAGUGACAUUUCGGGAUUCAUGGCGCCUGGCCGAGCAUACAUCACCCCGAGAAGACCAUCCAAAGAAACGCUGCUUGCCUCAAAAGGCAAGGCAACCCGGGACGAAGUUGCAGCUGGCGGGUUAGGGACGGGUGCUCGAGGCUCGGGUCGGGACGGCAGCAGCAUUGGUGCUCCUGGGCAUCCCGUCUCUUCAACAGCAACCGCUACCUCUGCGUCCGGUGGUUACCCCCACCCCCACCACCACCCUCCAGGAGGCGAGCGUCACUCGUGGGGUAGCCGGGAGGUGCUGCAUGCGGCAGCUCCACGCGCCCCGCUGCUGCUGCCUGUCACUCGCAAAUCCGUGGAGGCCGCUGCCGCUGCCGCUGCCCGCCAGCAACAGCAGCAGCAGCAGCCUCGGCAGCUGGCGCGGCCGUCACGGCAGCUGCUGCUGCAGCAGCAGCAGCUGCACCCCUCGUUGCUUCUCACACGCAUGGUGAGCCGGGUCACGGAGGUCAGUGAGGGCGGGUUUGGUGGCGACGUUUGCCACAUGCAGGGCUCCGUAACCACCGCCUCCUCCGCAGCCCAUAGCAGCGUCGGUGGCGGCGGCGGCAGCUGCGGAGCUGGCGGCAGCGGCGUGAACCUCUCCUCCCGAGCAAGGCUUCGAUGGGCGUCUGUGAGUGUCAUGGUGACCCCCGCCGCCGGCGCCGGAGGAGGAGGAGGGGUCGCAGCAUGGGCCGCCGCUGCCGGCAGCGGUGCGGCGGCCGCUGCUGCCGCUCCUGCCGUUGUCCUUGCGUCACUGCCCAAUGUUGCUGUCACUACCGCAGCAAUUGUGAUGGGUCGUGAUGGAGUUGAGGAUGAAGGUGGUGGUGGUGAUGGUGUUACUGGUGCUGCCCAUGCUUCCGCUGCUUCCACUGUUUCUGCUGCUGCCGCUGCAGCCGUCAACGAGGGCUCGAGGUUUCCGUACGCUAACGAAGCUUCCCCGUACAACGUUUCCAACCGCAAUUUUGCAGGGUAGGGUCGCGGUGUGGAUGGGUGUGUGGGGGAUAUGCUUUGAAGUGCAAGUUUUCCUGGGGGGGUUCCUUAUAGUGCGUGAGUGAGGCUGGUGGUAAAUUAAACGUACGACGUAACGUAACGAUGCGUAAGAUAAACUGACACGUGGCUUAUACAGCGAGCAACGUAAAUCAAAUGGGCUGCUCAGGUACGUAAGGGCGCUGGACUGGGCAGUUAUGGACGGGGCCGAGGGGCUGGUGGGUCAUCUGUGGGUGUUGUUGGGGUUUGGCGUUAGGUUUUAAUCUUCGGCUUCCCGUGGAGGUGCUGCGUCCUGUAGUGUCGUGAACUCGUGAUGGUUGUGUAGGUUAAUGAGAAAGCGAAAGGGGUGCGUUUGAAUUAUCGGCGCAGCGCGGUUUGGCUCCCAGCAGGACCAACGGAGUUAAGGGACGAGUGCCCCUGCAGAACGUAUGUGCGCCCAUAUGUGCGUGUGAACUCGGCCGAUAUACAUACAUUGACGCCCUCGAUUACCUCGCGAUGUAUCUGGUUUCAUGAUGUGUAUCUGGUUUUUGGAGAUUGAAUCGUGUGUUGCGCUCAGGAGGCCGAUGGACAGUGUUACCCUAUCUCGCAAUAUCUCGUUGCACAUGAGAAAUUGGGUCGUGAUGCCGUCAUUGCGAGGGCUGCGGCGAUGAUGCUUGCUUAACAUCGGAGACUAGAACAGCUUUACUACAUUUUGUGUUUCCUUCAUUCGUGCUGGGGGCGCGCCCAUUCGGCCUUUUCUAGCCAUUCUUGCCCUUGGUACUUGGAAGGUUUCGGUCUUUGCGUGCGUUCGCCAAGGAAGAUCCUACUUCAGCUAUUUGUGCGGCCGUGCGUGCUGUGCGCGCUAGGGGUCGGAUAGCUGUGCUUCUUGGGUUGUACAGAGGUGCCUUUCUCCGAAAUACUUGCUGCAGGGAAACGAUGUGGACUUUCCCUUCGUGUGCAUGGGUUUACUGCUAUUGGAGUAUAGUCGUUUUCAGCGUCACCAUCUUGCCAAGCGACGACAUUUGUCUGUUGCGUCAUGAUCGGCCUGCAUUGUUUACCAUACAGGGGUUCAAUGAGGAGGCUUGGGAAUGACCUUCCGGUCGUUUGUGUGGGUUACACUCUUACGUACUGUUGACGUGUAUUGAUGCGGGGGUCUGGAGCUGUGAGUGAUCAAGUUUAACACCUUUGUUGGCCAAGUGUUCAGGGAGUUGGGGAGGACGGGUCGACCCCGGGGUCACCCGUCGCAAUACCUAAGGAACAAAGCAGGACAGCUAAAAGCUGCGUAACGUGUAAUGAAAGUCGGUCAUGUCGGCUUGGCGUUUGCUGCUGGAGGCACCUACCUCGACUUACGGAUGCAGAUAGCAGAUGCCAACGGCGUUGGUUGGACGACAACUCGCAGCAAUCUUUGCACGCACUUAUCCACGUAACCUCAAUUGUAAUACUGACGACCAUUGUUGUUCCGAAAGCUGGGACGUUUUGGUAUUGUUUGAGGCGACUGAUGGCACUCAUUGGCGCGGCCUUGCUUGGUACCGGCAUCUUUGCAAAAGAUGUUUACAAGAACAACUUCAAGGAAAGGGCCAGCGAGGUUGAGCUUAAAGCAGUAUGGUCCAGGACUAUAGAGUCUGCAGAGGCCUUUGUAAAAGAGCACUUUCAAUCCAGUCGUGCGGUUGCGGGCGAGGCGGCCCUGCAGCAGAUCCUGGACGACCCUGCCAUAUCCCUGGUAGUGGUCGUACUGCCCGUGCAGGUGGCUCUGCAGGUGGUACGGCGCUGCCUGGCUGCGGGCAAGGCGGUGGUGCAGGAGAAGCCGGUGGGGCCCUGUGUGGCGGCCGCAGCGGAGGUCAUCCGGGAAUACCGGUCGGCGGUGGCGGCCGCACGCAGCCCCGGUGCGGCACCCCUGUGGCUCUUCGCUGAGAACUACCGCUACGAGGCCUCCUUCCUGGCCGCCUGCAGCCUGGUUCCGCAGCUGGGUCGGGUGGUCAAACUGGACCUCAUCGCGGACCUGCCCAUGGACCCCAGGAACAAGUACUAUGUAAGCUCCUGGCGCCGCGACACGUCCGGCUGUCCGGGCGGCUUCUUCUCCGACUCCUCCGUACACUUCAUCGCGGCGCUGCGGCUGCUGGCGGGGGCGGCGGGACUGGGGGAGCCGGCCAGUGCGAGCGCGCAUGCACUGCAGGCCAAACCCGACCUGUCCUUCCCCGACACGGUGGUGGGGGUGGCGCUGUUCCCCAGGGGGGUACCCGCGGCCAUUAGCAUAUCGCUGGGGGCACAUCAGGUGCGUUGGUCGCUGAGUGUGGUUGGCACGCAGGGCUCGCUGGAGGUGUCGCGAGGUGGCUGGGGCGGGUCGCGGGCUGGGUACAUGCUGUCCAUCAAGACCGCAUCGCCCCUGCCGGAGGAGGUGGUGGCAGGCGUGAUGCCGCCCUCACUGCAGCAGCAGCAGCAGCAGCAGCAGCAGCAGCAGCAGCAGCAGCAGCAACAACAGGCGGGGCAGUCCGAUCCAACACUGCUCCAGAUCCCCUUCGGCUUCUCCGGCUGCCCGGAUGAAUUCGAUGACUUCCUGCGCACCACCGCCCAGCUGCGCUCCGCUGCUACGCCUCCUGCCGCUGCUGCUGCUGCUGCUGCCGCCGCUGCAGCUGCUGCUGGGGCCGCGGCUGACGUCAACCACGUACCCGGUCCGCAUGCCCGUAGCAGUCCCGAGGAGGGUGCGAGGGACCUGGCGCUCAUUGAGGCGCUGCUGGGGUCGGCGGCGGCGGGGGGGCAGCCGGUGGCGGUGGCGCAGAUUUGAGGGGGCGAAGGAGGAGGAGGGCAGCGGGGGGGGGGUAAGGGAAGAAGGCGGUGUAAAGGGGGUCCGGAGGGAUGGAUGGAAUGCGGUCGGGGUGUAGGGAGGUAGGCAGGAGGGGGACGGGUGGACGGUGUGGAGGUGGCGUGCGCUGGGCGAUCAGAUGAAGAUACACACCGCAAUCCAUGGAGGCGGGCACAAUGCGGUGCCGUCGGUUCCGUUGGUUGGGGGGUUUGACCCGCAGAGGGUGUGUGUGGGGCGCUCGUGGUGGUGGUGAUGGCCGCUUUGGGACGUUUGGGUCUUAUAGGCGCGGUGGAGCAUAUCACGGGCUUGCGCGAGGCCGCUUAAAAUGCGCAUAGCCGAUCCUCGUUAGUGGGAUUUGCGAUCGCUAUCUAAUGAAAUUGCCGGAGCCAGUUUCGCGUCGUUUCAUGUCCUUGUCGUACGGUGAUGGUAACCAGUGCGACCAUCAGUAUACUAGCGAAGGACUUGAACCACAGUCCUCUAAUUGAUGCACGCUUGUUCACUGUCCCGCGACCCAAAGUGCGCUGGGACGCUUGAGCUUCCAUACACAAUACAGUUAGCGCAACAUAUAUACCCUGGCGUAAAUUCAAUGGCGUUCUACGGACCGUUGCCCAGCUAUGUCAAGCCAGCCAUCCUGGAAUUCAAGCGACUCGAACUCGAAUACUUGGAUGGCUUACCGAAGAAAGUUAAGGAUGAGCUAGCGGACGGCAUAAGCUUUGAGGUUGAGAAGGAUCAUAUGCGACAUUACGGUGACCUUGCAUUUACUUUGGCGGGCAUCAAGCCGUGUGCUCUUUUCGCUCAUGGCAUUGGGCCGUUCUACGGAAAGGGCCUCGCCGAGGCUGCCUUGCUCCCCGUGAUGCGGGAAUUUAAGCUUGAAAGGCAUGGCUUUAAGGCCGAGGAGAUCAAGCAUAAGAUGCUGACGUCCAACCCAAAGCAUCCCGGCUUCCAGGGCGGUUGGGUGCUCUUCAACACUCGUCAUCCCGGAUAUGCGCUCGCGAGGAAUACCUUCAUGAACCUUGAUUGCGAACGGGUAGACGAGGCACAGAUUGGGCGCGCCCUAGGCUACCCACUUCCCUCCGACGAUGGCACCAUCCUUUACAUCGACAACACGGAGUCAAAGGCGCGAAACACGUGCUGCGUGCCAGUCGCGGAAUACUUCUGCCCCUCUGGCCCCGAGACCGUUUUCGCCAUCAGCGAUCACUUCUACAAGUACCGGGCCGUCUGGAGCCAACUUGGCUGGGACCUGACAAUUAAGACUGACCGGCACGCCGCCUUUAAGAUGUUGCAGCGGCCGUAGCCUGGCAUGGACUCGAACACUCGAUAUGGGUUGAUUUAUUCUUAUUACUGCGUGGGUUGAGGUAACGGGGCUUCUGAAACAUGGUUCAAACUUACUGAUAUGUUGUAAGCCCUUCUGGAUUAUACGGUAGUAACAGGCGUUGCAGCAUGACACCGGGGUAGCUGAUGCAGGAGUGAGUUGCACCACGGCGUGUGCUUGAUUUGUGGGUAGUUUGCCUGUUAGGACUCAUACGCUGUUAGUGCAUAGGGCAGCCGGACAGCCACACCGUCGGAGGCUAUGCAUGUUCGUUGUAGCCAUAACACGUCACGGCUUGUUCGUUGCGGUUUUGCAAGGUGUGAUCAGAGAUGAGGGAAGAGUAGGGGCAUCCCCGUACUGAUUCAAUCACGCAUACGGAGGAUUCGGCAUCGCUUGCCUUAUUUGCUCGGCAUUGUGCAUCCAAGCAGCUUUAUCGACGCCGCAUUUCUCUGCAAGAAGUUAACAAAAAAGUGUAUCGAGGGUUUGUUUGGCCCUGGAUGCCGGUGCUGACCCAUGGGUCCUGCAUGUCAUGCACUACCGUGAACGAUGUGGGUUGGUCCGCUGCAUCAAAGUAUACAUGGUAAGGAUUGCAAGUUUGUGGAGCAAGGUUGGAUUGUUGGUACACUCCUCUGCCCGCCAUGCCCCGCGAAGCUCGGGAUUCCGGGAUACCCGUUACAGUGCAAUAGGAGCAGUUUCUCUUUGGCCGUGCAGUUCGUUUCAUUUGAGUUUUCGCUGUCAAGACGUUGGCGGCAUGUGCAUCCGUCGCCAGCCCGUCUGGCUUCAACUUUGCUCUAGGAGGACAGUUGUGCGAGGGAGGCAGUAAACCUGGCUCUCGUCUUGGCUCCGCUGUUAAAUAAUUUGGGUUGCCAUUGGCACGAGUCUUUCUCGUUUGUUUGUUUCAACAUGGCUAUCUAUUAAGCAGACGACAGGUGCCCAUCGGAAUGUAUGUUGGCUUCACAAACUUGCCGCGGGAUUGUUAUCUUGGGGCGUUUGGGGGGCGACUGUCAGACACGUCGUAUUGGAUGCCACAUGGGAUGCUGGCUGUGUUGGCAAGGUUAGGCUUGCUGCGGUGUUGCCAUCAGGGUACCUCACAUCUUGUAGUUGGCCGGCUCCAGUCAACUGAUGGCAACUGAUGGGCCUACAAAGCCGGUUGUGGUGUUGGCCUGCAAGUCAUCCCCUGGGCUUUGGGAUGCGGCGCGUCAGGAAGCAGGCAGGGAUGCCGGUGUGACCCACAUGUAAUUGGAAUGCCAAAGGAGGACCGCCUAGGGUCUGGAGGGGUGCCGAUGAGGGGAGGCAGGUCACUGGGAAGGCACGUUGUGUGUGUGCGGUGUGCGGCUGCUGAUCUACCAGCCCACGCGAGGCUGACCAAGAUGCAUGUGUUCAAUCAACUGGCCGCAAAUCUGACACCGA